GUUUCUGUCAAUCCAAUGCACUACAUUGCAUUGUCAGAAACUACAAUUUAUUUUUAUCAAAUCCAUAACCAGAAUGAUAACAAGAGUGUAUGAAUGUAAUAUAAUACAAACAAAGAGCAGCUGAUGAUUCAUUUAUCUUGUCAAACUCGAUAAAAGGAGAGGAAAACAGUAACGCAGUGUGCAUUAACCGGCCGUGGACGUGCACAGACUGUAGUAUUUACCGUGUAAUUUUAUUUUAUUCUGCUUCUUGCCAUGAACGAAGACCCACUACUAUUUUUACCUGUGGAACGAUGGGGUGAUCUCAUGAACGAGUUUAAAAAAGUAUUGCCUCGAGGAAUUUCGGGGUAUACUACGCUUGACAUUGGAUUAUGUGUCCUUAAAAACGGUGCUGAUUAUGGAUUCAAAGUGUAUUGUCCUUACGGUGAUGUGUCCAAUGGCUUUGUAGGCAUUAAUAAAAAAGCUGAGUUCAAUGAAGUUAUUAUUCAAUCCCCUAAAGACGAUACGGGUGAGCUCGUAAAAGCUCUUCAGGAAACAAAAAUCAUUAACUGGUAUCAACCUAUGGAAAUUCCAUUUGCACCACAACACAUAAAAAAUGUCUUGUACGCAAUACAGAGCGAGAGGAAUUUUGAAUUUAGCAGUAUUACAUCAACCGAAACGUUUUAUUUGGAAGACGAUGCACCUAUCUAUGAUGUCACAUUGCCACCAGAUUUUACAUUCAAGCUCUUACCAAUGGAGUACGCCAAACUAGUAGACGAUGUGUGGCCUCACCGCUACCCAUCUUCGUUGUGGUACUUCGAGCUCUUAAUAAAGGCCCAACUUGGUUACGGACUUUUCCACAACGACGAACUUAUUGCCUGGUGUUUCGUGAAGGAAAUGGGCGCGCUUGGGCACCUCUAUACAUUGGAACAGCACAGAAGGAAAGGAUACGGUGAAAUGGUGCUAAAGCUAAUGUCAAAUAGACUGAGAGAAGACGGGAAAAAAGUCGUGGCGUUCUGUGUUAUUGGCAAUGAGAGCGCUAGGAAGAUGUAUGUGAAACUCGGGUUUAGUUUGACGGAAACAGUUCAUUGGUGUAAUAUUAAACCUAAAUCAAAUGAUUGAGUGAAAGGAUUGUAUUGAAAUUAAAACAAACAUGAUAAACCAAUUGUGAUAUAAGUCUGAACUCUGUUAUUACUCACAUAGAGUAAUUUUUAAAAUAUGAUCUGUCUGUAACAGGUGAUGUUAAUGGUAAUUCAAAGGAUUUAUAUUGCAUUUGAUUUAUAGCAGAGAUCAAGGUGAUAUUUAAUGAUGAUUUCGCUGAUGGAAUAAUAUAAUCAUACCGUCACUAUAUAUCUUAAUCUAGUUCGUCUAUAUACAUAAUUAAUAAUUGUAAAAAUCUUAAUAAAUUAU
Molecule: messenger RNA, 1386 nt
Organism: Zerene cesonia (dogface butterfly)
Lineage: Eukaryota; Metazoa; Arthropoda; Insecta; Lepidoptera; Pieridae
Exons: 3
Coding region: 253-1098 (281 amino acids)
Molecular function (GO): acyltransferase activity, transferring groups other than amino-acyl groups
Source: RefSeq, a predicted model, not a curated record